GCGGCCGUACACUCCUAUAGGCGGCAGUCCGGACCGAAGUGGCAAGGUCUGAGCCUACCUACAUCCCUAGCUGCGGCGGGCUGAACAGGCGAUGGGCCGCUCGGGCUGGCUGCUGCUGUGGCUCGGAGCCGCGGGCACAAUUCUCUGCUCCAGCUCGGAAUCCCAGGGGCCUUUUCUGCCAUCCUCGCUCCUGCCGCUGCCAGCUCCAAGCCCCCGGGUCCCGAAUGUCACGGCCCCACUUACCGGCUCGGAGCCAGCCUCUCCCCUAAUUCAUCGAGGCACCCACGGGCCCUGGCGGUUCUCCACCUGCGGGGCCAGUGGUCCGCGCGGGCCCACACAAACACAGUGCGACGGGGCCUACGCCGGCAGCAGCGUGGUGGUGACAGUGGGGGCCGCCGGGCCUCUGAGAGGAGUGCAGUUGUGGCGGUCGCCCGGCCCCGGCCAGUACCUGAUCUCAGCCUACGGCGCGGCGGGCGGCACAGGCGCCAGAAACCACCUGUCGCGGGCGCACGGCGUCUUCAUCUCGGCCGUGUGCUCCCUUCGUGGUGGGGAGCCGCUUUACAUCCUCGUGGGACAGCAGGGAGAGGACGCCUGUCCGGGAGUAAGCCGAGCCUGCGGGAAGGGGGCGGUUCAAGCGCCCCAGGGUGAGGGCGCGGCGGAGGCAGGGGCUCUCCUUGGUGCAGAGACACCAGCCCUGCGAGGCGGGGGUCCCGCGCGCGCUGAGUCCGGCGCGCGGUGCCCGCAGGGGAGCCCGGAGAGCCGGCUCGUCUGCCUAGGAGAGUCUCGGGCCGCUGAGGAGCACGUGGCGACGGAUGGGACCGAAGAGGUCCCGGGGUCGCGGCGCUGGGCCGGAGGUGGCGGGGGUGGCGGGGGCGCCACCUACGUCUUUCGGCUGCGCGCCGGCGAGCUGGAGCCGCUGCUCGUGGCGGCCGGAGGAGGCGGGCGGGCCUACCUGAGGCGGCAGGACCGGGGCCGGACGCAGGCAGCCCCCGAGAAACUGGAGAACCGCUCGGCGGCGCCCGGGAGCAGCGGGAGAAGCGGGCCGGCAGGUGGAGGCGGCGGCUGGACGUCGCGGGCCCCCUCUCCGCAGGCCGGCCGCUCCCUGCGGGAGGGGGCCGAGGGCGGCCAGGGCUGCGCAGAGGCCUGGGCUACGCUGGGCUGGGCCGCGGCCGGAGGCUUCGGGGGCGGCGGCGGGGCCUGCACUGCGGGCGGCGGCGGCGGCGGCUACCGGGGGGGUGAUGCCUCAGAGACUGACAUCCUCUGGGCUGAUGGGGAAGAUGGGGUGUCCUACAUACACCCCAGCAAUGAGCUCUACCUGCAGCCUCUGGCAGUCACGGAGAACCACGGAGAGGUGGAGAUCCGCCAGCACUUCAACUGCAGUCACUGCCUUCUGAAAGACUGCCAAUGGCAGGGGGAGCUCCAGUGGGCCGAAUGCAUGUGCCCAGAGGGCAUGGAGCUGGCUGCAGAUAACAUCACCUGCAUGGACCUGCCCACCCCACCAGGCCCUCUGGUUCUGAUGGUGGCUGUGGUGGUGACCUUGACACUGAGCCUCCUUAUGGUGUGUGUGGUCCUGAUUCUGGUGAACCAUCAGAAGUGGCAGGGCCUAUGGGGGAUGAGGCUGCCAGGCCCUGAGCUCAUGGAGCUGAGCAAGCUUCGAACCUCCACCAUCAAGACAGCCCCCAACCCCUACUAUUGCCAGCUGGGGCUUGGCCCAGCCCAGUCCUGGCCUCUGCCCCCAGGGCUUACCGAAGUUUCCCCAGCCAAUGUCACUCUGUUCAGAGCCCUGGGCCAUGGUGCCUUUGGAGAAGUCUAUGAGGGACUGGUAACUGGCCUUCCUGGGGACCCCAACCCCCUGCAGGUGGCUAUCAAGACUCUGCCAGAACUCUGCUCUCCUCAGGACGAGCUGGAUUUCCUCAUGGAGGCACUCAUCAUCAGCAAGUUCAGCCAUCAGAACAUUGUGCGCUGUGUGGGGCUCAGCCUCCGGGCUGCCCCUCGCCUAAUUCUGCUGGAGCUGAUGUCUGGAGGGGACAUGAAGAGUUUCCUGAGGCGCAGUCGGCCGCACCUGGACCAGCCGUCACCUCUGGCCAUGCAGGAUCUGCUCCAGCUGGCCCAGGACAUAGCCCAGGGCUGCCACUACCUGGAAGAAAAUCACUUCAUCCACAGGGACAUUGCUGCCCGGAACUGCCUACUGAGCUGCACAGGACACGGUCGAGUGGCCAAGAUUGGGGACUUUGGGAUGGCAAGAGAUAUCUAUAGAGCCAGUUAUUACCGAAAGGGGGGCCGGGCUCUGCUGCCUGUCAAGUGGAUGCCCCCAGAGGCCUUCCUGGAGGGCAUCUUCACAUCCAAGACGGACUCCUGGUCUUUUGGGGUGCUGCUCUGGGAGAUCUUCUCACUGGGCUACAUGCCCUACCCUGGGCGCACCAACCAGGAAGUGUUGGACUUCGUUGUCGGAGGGGGACGGAUGGACCCUCCCAGGGGCUGUCCAGGGCCUGUGUACCGUAUCAUGACCCAGUGUUGGCAGCACCAGCCUGAGCUCCGCCCCAGUUUUGCCAGCAUCCUGGAGCGCCUUCAGUACUGCACUCAGGACCCUGAUGUGCUGAAUUCACCCCUGCCAAUGGAGCUUGGGCCCACCCUGGAGGAGGAAGGAGCUUCUGGACUGGGGAGCAGGUCUUUGGAGGGCUUACGAUCCCCACAGACCCAGGAACUGAGUCUGGAGAGCUUGAAGAGCUGGGGAGGGAGCCUCCUUGGCCCCAGGCUGCCCUCUGGCCUCAAGCCCUCCAAAAUCAGGGGCCUCCAACUACAGAACCUUUGGAAUCCCACCUAUGGCUCCUGGGCCCCAAGGGGCCCUGAGGGUGAGGACUCGGGCAUUGACGGUAGCAACAGUUCCUCUCUGCACUCCUCAGGCUUCUAGGUGGCUUGUUAUUUCAGUAGCCUCUGUCCCCUGCAGUCUGUGCUGCAUGUCUGGGCCUGUCUCAGGGCUGGCCUGGCACCACUGGAAUCUUCAUCCUGGUAACCAGCCCCAGGCCUCCUGCCGAAGAGCUUGGCCACCCCCAGACUUUGAUCUUGGUGACUAGAGGCCACCCCC
Equus quagga is the source of this 3085-nucleotide messenger RNA. RefSeq names its product leukocyte receptor tyrosine kinase (gene LTK). Gene Ontology annotation, molecular function: ATP binding; transmembrane receptor protein tyrosine kinase activity. Gene Ontology annotation, biological process: regulation of cell population proliferation; multicellular organism development; regulation of neuron differentiation. Gene Ontology annotation, cellular component: signaling receptor complex; membrane. NCBI's taxonomy places the organism in Eukaryota, Metazoa, Chordata, Mammalia, Perissodactyla, Equidae. The transcript is spliced from 19 exons. The coding region runs from base 92 to 2911 and encodes 939 amino acids. The record is from RefSeq and is a predicted model, not a curated record.